UCAUGAGAGUGUCGAAUUUGGUUAACAAAAUUUGAAUGGCUUAUUUGAUACGUGAGGCUUAUUUAAAAUAAUAGAAAUGUCGUAAUACUUAGCUUAUUACGAGUUUACUGAUAUYAGUAGAACACGUGACAUCCCGGCAACUUUGAUUAAAAAAAAACACUUUAUAUCGGAAUCGUGCCCGUUUUCACACGCGCAUCUGUCCUCCCAUUGGCUAGAAUGGUUCCAACUGAUCUUGCCUACUCCCGACUGCCUUCUAUUUUAAAUACGUUUCUUUUCAUUGUUAGAGUGGCCACUUGAGUAUCUGGUCAACGAUGGAUCAUCUGUGGUAUCCAUCUGGGAAAAGGCUGUAUGGACACUCCUGACCUGCAAAUUGAUAUUUAAUUUCAGAAUCGGUUAAAAUUAGGUUACGGUAAGGGUUAAGGGUUUGGUUAAAGUAAGGGUCAGUUUUAGAUUUUAGUUAGUCGUUUGCAGGUCAGCAGUGUCCUUAGGUCUCUCCCAUAGAUCUGAGGAACAGAGAGGAGAGGGGCAGGAUUCUGAGGUGAGGUAGAGAGAGACAGAGAGAGGGGAGCCGAGGUUGAUCGCUACAACAAGACUCAACUCAGUCAGGACGGAAUAAGCUGCUAGAGACACACUGCGGGGUCUGGGAAGGAAAUCUGUCGCAGGGGACGAAAAAGGAGUGAAAGUGUUUCAGUUGCUGGAUGGACUUGUGUUUUAAUAUCGCAACUUAGUUUUCCCUUUUCCUCUCCUUUCCCUUCCACCGCCCUAACGGAUCGCAUUCCGCGGAGCAGCUGRGCUUUAAUGCCCCUGCGCAUUCUAGGAGGAGAAGGAGAGAAGAGCGAGGAAGAAGGAGAGCAGAGGGAGGGAGAAGGAGAGCAGAGGCCUGACUUCUCGGAAAUCGCUCCGCUGCCCCUCACGCCUCUCCCCCGUGGCUGUCUGUCCCCUCUUCCCUCCUGGCCCUGUAUGGACGGGGAUGGGGAGAGCCGGAUGUUGUUACCGCGGGGCUGAGCGCCUCGCAUCCCCACCGAGGGUGCCCCGCUUGCGGCCGUUGCUGGUGCUGCUCCUUGCUCUCUGCUACGGGGCUCACAGAGGUGGUCAUUGCCAGGUGGCCACCCCUCAGUGUCGUAUCCAGAAGUGCACCACAGACUUUGUGUCCCUGACGUCUCACCUGACCCCAGCGCUGGAUGGCUUUGACGUAGAAUUCUGUAAGGCUCUGAGGUCCUACAGCGCCUGCACCCACAGGACAGCCAAGUCCUGUAGGGGUAACCUGGUCUUCCACUCUGCUGUCCUGGGCAUCUCAGACCUCAUGACCCAGAGAAACUGCUCCCGUGACGGGCCCACCUCCUCCACACACCCCGAGAUGCAAUCAGAGCCCUGCAACUACCACAGCCGCACCCAGCACGCUCACACACACCCUCACACACACACUCACACGCCGCCAGUGUACCUGUUCUGCGGGCUGUUCGGGGACCCCCACCUGCGGACGUUUAAGGACAGCUUCCAGACCUGCAAGGUGGAGGGGGCGUGGCCACUUAUUGACAACGACUACUUGUCCGUGCAGGUGACCAACGUUCCAGUGGUGACGGGAUCCAGCGCCACGGCGACCAAUAAGAUCACCGUCAUAUUCAAGCCAUUUGAGGAGUGUACAGACCAGCGUGUGUACCAGGCAGUAACAGAUGACCUUCCCGCUGCCUUCGUAGACGGUACCGUGAGCAGCGGGGCCCCUGACCAUAACCUUAACGGAAAUAAUGGUGACUCUACCGGGAAGGUACAAGCGCUGUGGAUCUCGGAGCGUAGCCCCGGUCACCACGUGGAGCUGCAUGCCGGCUACAUCGGCGUGACGGUUAURGUACGGCAGCUGGGGCGCUACCUGACCCUGGCGGUGCGCAUCCCGGAGGAGAUGGCCCAUGCCUACGACGCUACGCAGGACCUGCAGCUCUGCCUGAACGGAUGUCCCACCUCGGAACGCAUCGACCGGGGGGGUCACCUGUCCCUGCCUCUCCCUCUACCACCUCCAGCCCUGGGCUUACAGCUCCAACAGCCACAUGGCCAGGGCCAGUCCUCACACACACACUCUCACACGGCUCCCUACAGCGCCCCCCAGGGGUUCAGUAUGGAGGGUGCGCGGGCACGCUGCAGGGAGCAGCUUGAGGUGCAGGAUAUUUAUUUCCACUCAUGUGUGUUUGACCUCCUGACCACCGGGGACGCUAACUUCACGGCAGCGGCGUUCAGCGCCCUGAAGGACAUGGAGAGUCUCCACCCCCAACGCGAGCGCUGGACGAUCUACCCACCCAGCUCAGCCCACACCUCUCAGCCUAUCACAUGGCUCCUACUGCUCACGCUCUGUGUGCUCGGAUAGGCACUGGUAUAGCGUGUGUGUUUGUGUAUGUGUGUGUGUGUGUGUGUGUGUUUGUGUAUGUGUGUGUUGGUAUAGAGCUCCUAGCUGAGCUGUAGGAUAAAGUUCCCUCUCGAUGCAGAUCUAAGUUCAGUUUUGAGUUUUCGCCCUAAUGGUUAUGAUUGGGGAGGGUAACCUAAGCUGAUCCUAGAUCUGUGUCUAGGAGAAACUUCUAACCAGAGCCCCUCUGGAGAUUUACCCUUUUCUUCUUCUUGACUGAACACCCGAGGCAUAUUACUGCCACAAAGGAGCUACAAGCCCCCAGGURCAAGCCCCCAGGUCCAAGCCCACAGGUCCAAGCCCCCAGGUCCAAGCCCCCAGGUCCAAGCCCCCAGGUCCAAGCCCACAGGUCCAAGCCCACAGGUCCCAAGCCCACAGGUGGAUUCUGAACAUUCCAUAUGACACUCUUGUACUUUUACCAACUCUGCUAUGUGGGAUCUAGCAGGCCUUGUGGAGAUUAUGACAAUCUAUAUGUGAGGAUAACACAUAUAAAGAAAGACCCAAAUAAACACUCCAACUUGUGUAUAUUGUAGAAAACACACUCCAGACUUAAAUAGUGUGUGUGAGUACCGUAUCCAGGAACGCUGAAUGGCGUUGAGUUUUGGUUGUUAUUUUGGCUUGAUUUUGUUGUGAUUGUUUUUUUAUACCUCAGACAAGGAAGUUGAUUUAACAGAAGCACUUUAUUUAUUUUUUGUUGCUAAAUCCACACCAGUGUUCCCCCUCUCCCCUCUCUACCCCACCCCCUCAACCUCUUCCCCUACAUGACAUAUUUCUCCCCACUGCCCCCCCCCCCCCCCCCACCACCACCAGCAGCCCAAGCUGUGGAUUUCAUCUGCCAUUUUCUUCACUCACAGUGCAAAUCUCAAAUUACACCUGAUUUCCUCAACAUGCACUUUCCACCAGAGGGACAUAGGGAAACAUAGGGCAUGGUCAAAUGUAGUGCAUUAUAUAGGGAAUAGGGAGCCAUUUGAGACAAUUAACCAGCUCACUAACACAGUGAGAUGGAACSUCUGUUUUAAAGCCGACAUUCCAAAGGCAGUUGAGUUGAUUUAGCCUCUGUCCUAUAGUAAAUACAUUUUUCUGUUGAAUGUAUUCUGUAUGGUACCAUAGUAGCUGUUAAGAACAGUUUCACACACCAUUACCGUUUAAUGUUUGGUUAUCAUUUACAUUUUACAGUAUGUCUGCAAAUACAGUUUGUGUGUGUGUAUGUGCUUGUGCGCAAGUUUGCGUGUGUUUUACCUGACUUGUCGUCUGAGGACUGAACAGUCAGUCAACCUCAGCAACUCUUUUUAUAAACAUAUUCCCUGUUUGUUCACACUGGUGUAAUGACUAUAACAUGCUCUGACUACGUUUAUUUUUACUUCCACAAAUUUCAGCUGGUGGUAACAAUCCAUUUACCAAYCAGCUUUGACUCUCAGCUUUUCUAUGUUGUGGUUUUCUCUUUCUAUGAGUGUUCAGUUUGCUUUCAAAGACAAACACAUACAGUGAUUCACCAUACAAGUUCGCCAGUUUUCAUAUAUUGGAACAUGGUGAUCACACAUCCCCUCCAAACCRAAACCGUAACCCUGCCCUGAACCCUUCCUACACAUCUGUAACUCUUAGUAAACUUGCUACUGUAGAUCGACUCUAUUUUGGGAUGCUCCCCAACUGGACACAUGGCUAGACUGUAGUAAACUGUAGACCAGGGUUGCACACUUUAGUUCCAGCCCAGCACUAACACACCUGAUUCAGCUACCCAAGAUAUUGAUGAUUGGUUGAUUAGUUAAACCAGGUAAGUUAUAGCUGCGCUGGAACAGAAGUCUGCACACAAUUCCCUACAGUAAUAGUGUUGCCUACAGGCUGUAGAUGGAGCACUGGGACUCCUACAGGCUGAGACGACAUCACACACUUACAGAUAAAUCUACAAUGCAGUGUCUGAUGGGAUAUACUGUACAUGCCUAUUGCGCUCAUAUACAAUUACAAAGCAGUAUCUGAUGGUAAAUUAAUGCRCAGUCUGCCUCUGGCAUUGUGAAUUAUUAAGUUGUGUUUGAGUGUCCGUGUGGUGAAGAGUGACUGCUCAAUGUUGAAAUAUYUAACUUAUUUAUAAACAUAGUGUCUGUUAGAGGAAGGUACACUUCAUAUUCUGGCUGUUUCAGAUGGGAUUGUACUGCCACCUAGUGGCGCUCCGUUGCUAUGUCAGUGUUUUACUCUUAAUGGAUGCACUAAAGAAAACUUUYGGAAAAAAAUUAAAUGUGUGCAAGUGUUUUAUUUAAAAAACAAUAAAUGAAAAAGAGACC
This is a messenger RNA of Salvelinus sp. IW2-2015, 4668 nucleotides long. RefSeq names its product repulsive guidance molecule B. Gene Ontology annotation, molecular function: coreceptor activity. The record is from RefSeq and is a predicted model, not a curated record. Gene Ontology annotation, cellular component: plasma membrane. Gene Ontology annotation, biological process: BMP signaling pathway. NCBI's taxonomy places the organism in Eukaryota, Metazoa, Chordata, Actinopteri, Salmoniformes, Salmonidae.